Ascochyta rabiei is the source of this 1680-nucleotide messenger RNA. RefSeq lists its product as uncharacterized. The coding region runs from base 1 to 1680 and encodes 559 amino acids. The transcript has a single exon. Gene Ontology annotation, molecular function: N,N-dimethylaniline monooxygenase activity; NADP binding; flavin adenine dinucleotide binding. The record is from RefSeq and is a predicted model, not a curated record. Lineage: Eukaryota; Fungi; Ascomycota; Dothideomycetes; Pleosporales; Didymellaceae.
AUGCCUUCAAUCGCUCCAGCAGGCCCUGACUAUGAUGUCAUCAUCAUAGGUGCCGGGUUGUCUGGCAUUUGCAGUCUCUAUCACGUUCGAAAGCGUUUUCCGCAGUGGCGCGUGAAGGUUAUUGACAACGCGCCAGACGUUGGUGGCACUUGGUACUGGAAUCAGUAUCCUGGAUGUCGUUUUGACUCGGAAUCACUGUCGUACAGCUUCUCUUUCGACAAGGAAUUCCUUGAUGAAUGGCACUGGAAGGAGGCAUUCUCUCCGCAACCGGAAACGCAAAAGUACAUCAAACGCAUUGCCGAGAAACACGACAUGUACAAAGAUAUACAGUUCAACACACAGAUAGAAACAGCUCAUUGGAACGAUGCAAACCAUACAUGGUCUUUCGUCGAUGCGGAGAAAAGAGAGUACACAGCACGAUUCUUUCUGAGCUGCCUUGGCUUCCUUUCUACCCCAACGCUGCCUGCCAUACCUGGAGUCCAUGAUUUCAAAGGCGAGGCGUUUCAUACGUCCAGGUGGCCAUCCAGCCUCGACAUCAGUCGCGACUUUGCCAAUAAACGCAUCGGCGUCAUUGGCACCGGUGCCACAGGCAUUCAGACUAUCACCGCCAUUUCAAAACAGCCCGGCUUCAAGUCACUCAGCGUUUUCCAACGAACAGCUAAUUGGUCGGCGCCGCUUCGUAACUUCGAAAUCACUCCUGAACAAAUGAAUAUCUACAGAAGCGAGUAUGACUCGGUAUUUAAGACUUGCGCGGAAACAUCGGCUGGUUUCAUACACCAAGCUGAUCCACGAAAGUCGUCAGAAGUGACUGAAGAGGAGCGUCUGGCGCACUGGGAGAAGAUGUACAAUGCGCCAGGCUUUGGAAAGAUGUUAGGCGUUUUCAGCGAUACAUACACCGAUCGUCAGGCGAACGAACUAUACUCCAAAUACAUGGCAGACAAGAUUCGACAGCGGAUACAUGAUCCUGAGACGGCAGAAAGUCUGAUUCCCAAGAAUCAUGGUUUUGGUACUCGACGAGUGCCCCUUGAAAGCGGCUACUUCGAAGCAUACAAUGAGCCAAACAUCCACUUAGUCGAUCUUCAGAAGACGACAAUUACAAAAAUAACCGCUGAUGGUAUCGUGACUUCGGACGGGACGAAGCACGAGCUGGACGUUUUGGUAUACGCUACUGGUUUCGAUGCCAUUACUGGUGCAUUCAACGCUAUCGAGUGGCACGGCAAAGACAACCGCCCCUUGAUCGCAAGCAGUGAUACCAAAGAAGGCAACCAAGCCAUCUGGCCUGACCACAAACCUCACACGUUCCUGGGCAUCACCGUGCCUUCCAUGCCAAACAUGUUCAUGACACUCGGCCCCCACCAGCCUUUUGGUAAUGCUACACGGAGCAUAGAACACGUGGUACACGUCAUCGAGGAACUGCUGCAGUACUGCAAGGACAACAAUUAUACCUCUGUCGAACCAACGCAAGAGGCGGUUGAUGCAUGGACGGAGCACGUGUACGAGUGCAGCAAGGGCAGUCUGAUGAAUGAAGUGGAUAGCUGGAUGACGGGAGUGAACAAAAACGUAAAGGGCAAGACGGAGAGAAGUAGACAUCCUGCGAGGUACACUGGGAGUGCGAUUGAGUACCGUAGGCGCUGUGAGGAGUGCAAGACCUCUGGAUACAAGGGAUUGGUCUUUGCGUAG